CGGCUCUGUGCCUCGCGCUCUGGGUUGUUGCUGCUGGUGCUGACCUGAGAGCCUGCGGCUCAACUUCCCCCCUCCUGCUGCUGCUGCCGUUGCCUGCGCUUUGAUUCGCCUGUUCCCCUGUGGUGGCUGAGGACUCUCCAGCCGGUUUCCAAGAAUUUCUAAUUCUAACUCUGCUCUCCAUGGACUGGCAUUGACUGCUCUCAGCCUUUCCCAGAAGCAUUAGGUGAAGAUGAGCAGCCUGUCCCAAGCAUGACGUCAUUGGCAAAUGUCAUUGCUUCUCACCAGUCGGAGUGGGUCUCCUUCAAUGAUGAGCUGCUCCUGCCAGUCACUUCGCAGGGUGGCACCAAAGAGCCUCUGGAAAGAUGUUUUUCCUCCUCCGACACCUCCUCGGAAGAUAAUUGUAAUGUGGGUGGAGAGUUUCAGGACCUCUCACAAACUGAGUUGAGUGAUGCCGGGGACAAGUCUGUGGUGGAUUCUGCAUCAGUAUCUCUACUUGGGAACCAUGUGUGUCCCACAUCUGAGCUAUCUUUGUCUAUCAGUACCUGGGUUCGUUUUGAAGAUGUGCCGUGGACCAGCACUUUACCAGCUCACACACAAACAGCCCUUCCAUCAAGUGCACCCUGCUGGACCUCUCCCUCCUCAGAUUGUUCUGAGAGACAACCCCUCACCUCAGAGAGCAGCUGGACAACCAACUCAGAAGACACCAGCAGCCCAAGCAUUGCCCCCUCCUACACAGAUUUGCAGUCAAUAAAUACUGAGGACCUGACCAGUGGUGGGGCUUCUGCAGCAGACUCAGCUGAAAAUUCGUCAUCUUUCCAGGAGGAUGAAGAGGUAGAUAUGGAGGCUGUGAACUGGCAGCUAAACAGCACCCCAAUGAAUGGGCACUCUCCUACCCCAACCACAGCUCGUUUCCCCAGCUGGGUGACUUUUGAUGACAAUGAGGUCAGCUCUGCUUCCCCACAGAACCUUUCUCCCUUAAAAUCAGAGACCCCAUCAAUAGCAAUGCAGACUGCAGAUGUAAACUGUAACCUCACUGCAUCCUUUAAGAGGGAGCGCCCCAGGAGCACACUGGUGGACCCCACUAAAGUUCAAAAGCUAGAUCUCUCCUCCUUAAACAGACUGCCUUCUGUUGGAACACCUCCCUGGAGUGCUACUAACCCCUUCUUGGAUGAGACUCUGAGGGAUGUCCAACCCUCACCCAUCAACCCAUUCAGUGCAUUCUUAGAGGAACAAGAUAGGCGAUCCCACAGCUCCUCUCUCUCUAGUGCUCCAGGCCAUAGCCAAAGAGACUCCCUUAUUAUUCUCUACCAAGAACCUGACACCAUCAGCUUCAAUGAGUCAAGCAAAAACUUAAUCCACACAGGUGCUGUCGAGCAGCUCAAACAACUCCGAAUUGGGGAUCCAGAUCACCUGAGCAGCACAACUCUGCCUGAUGAUGACCCCCUGAUGCCAUAUGAGAUAGUCAGCACAUUGCUGAACUUGGCCCCACCUCAGCCCACAGAUGGCUGGCCAAUGAUGCUUAGGAUCCCAGAGAAGAAGAACAUCAUGUCAUCUAGGCAUUGGGGGCCGAUCUACGUUAAACUGACUGAGAGUGGGUAUCUACAACUUUUUUAUGAAAAGGGACUGGAGAAACCAUUCAGAGAAUUCAAACUUGAAAUCAAUCAUGAAAUUUCAGAGCCCAAGCUCCAAAACUAUGAUGAGAAUGGAAGGAUACACAGCGUGAGGAUAGACCGCACCAUCUACAAAGAGAAAAGGAAGUAUCACCCUAAACCAGCAGUCAGCCAUGCAGCAGAAAGGGAACAAGUGAUAAAGCUAGGUACUACUGAUUAUGAAGACUUCCUUAGUUUCAUCAGCACAGUUCAGGAUAUGCUAAUGGACUUGCCGGCCUCAUCAUCAGAUCUGAGCACAGUAGGAUUAAACUAUCAAGAGGAAGAAAUCACUGUUGAUGUCAAGGAUGAAUUUCAUGGCAUCUUGGCCAAAGGAGACAAUAGGAUUCUCCAGCACAGUGUGCUGACUCAUAUUCAUGUUCUCAGCUUCCUUUCUGGCCUCGCAGAAUGCAGGCUGGGCCUUAAUGACAUCCUUAUCAAAGGAAAUGAAGUUGUUGCACGGCAGGAUAUCAUGCCCACCACUACCACCAAGUGGAUCAAGUUGUAUAACUGCCAGUUCCAUUCCUGCGUGGAUGAGGAAGAGUUUAACAGUUCCCAUGUUAUCCAGUUUAAUCCCUUGGAUGCUUGCCGAUUCGAGCUGAUGAGGUUCAGGACUGUGUUUGCUGAGAAGACUUUGCCUUUCACUCUGAGAACAGCAGCCACUGUCAAUGGUGCUGAAGUGGAGAUCCAAAGCUGGCUGAUGAUGUCUACUGGGUUCUCCUCCAACCGUGACUCACUAACUCAAGUCCCUUGUGAAAACGUGAUGGUCCGCUACCCAGUGCCAAAUGAGUGGGUGAAAAAUUUCCGCAGGGAAAGUGUCCUGGGCGAAAAGUCUUUGAAAGCCAAGGUGAACAAGGGUGCCAGUUUUGGAUCAACCAGCCUAUCUGGUUCUGAGCCAGUAAUGAGAGUAACUUUGGGAACUGCCAAAUAUGAACAUGCCUUUAAUUCCAUUGUAUGGAGGAUAAACCGACUGCCUGACAAAAACUCAGCUUCUGGCCAUCCCCACUGCUUCUUUUGCCACUUAGAGCUUGGCUCUGACCGGGAAGUGCCUUCCAAUUUUGUCUGCUAUGUGGAUGUGGAGUUUGACAUGCCCACUACUUCAGCAUCCAAAGCCACUGUUAGGUCCAUCUCUGUAGAGGACAAGACUGAUGUCAGGAAAUGGGUCAACUAUUCAGCACACUACAGUUACAAGGUGGAAAUAGAACAGAAAAAGAACUUGAAUCUUGAUCUGAAGGGAGCAGAAACUGAAAAUCCCAAGGAAUGUUCCAUCCUAACAGUACUUCUUAUCCAAAAUGUUAAGACUCUUCAGAAACAAGCAACUCUUACUAAUAACUUUUUAAAGCCUAAACUGUACAGGUCCGUAAUUGAAGAUGUCAUCAAUGAUGUCCGAGAAGUUUUUCUGGAUGAAGGAGUAGAUGAGCAAGUGCUUGUGGAACUCAAAACACUGUGGGAGAAUAAGCUGAUGCAGUCCAAAGCUGUAGAUGGAUUUCAUUCAGAAGAGCAGCAGCUUUUGUAGCAGCAGCAUCACCACCACCACCAUCAUCAUCAUCCACAACCACAGCAGACUGUGCAGCAGCAAUCCCAGACACAAGUCCUUAUUCCUGCAUCCCAGCAAGCACCUCAGCAGCAGGUUAUUGUGCCAGAUUCAAAGCUGAUACAGCACAUGAAUGCAUCAGGCAUGAGUGCGGCUGCCACUGCAGCUACCUUGGCUCUGCCAGCUGGUGUUACUCCUGUUCAGCAGAUACUUACAAAUUCAGGCCAAAUCCUGCAGGUAGUUAGAACUGCAAACGGAGCUCAGUAUAUCAUCCAGCAACAACAGCCAGUGGUUCUACAGCAACAGGUUAUACCACAGAUGCAGCCUGGUGGUGUUCAAGCUCCUGUUAUACAGCAGGUUUUGGCUCCUAUCCCUGGAGGGAUCUCCCAGCAGACAGGAGUGAUUAUUCAGCCACAGCAAAUCCUAUUUACAGGGAACAAAACACAGGUCAUACCCACAACAGUGGCAGCUCCUACACCGGCACAAGCACAGAUUACUGCUGCCGGUCAGCAGCAACCACAGCAACAGGCCCAACCACAAGCACCACUUGUACUCCAAGUUGAUGGAGCAGGCGACACAUCUUCUGAAGAAGAAGAAGAUGAGGAAGAAGAUUAUGAUGAUGAUGAAGAAGAAGACAAAGAAAAAGAUGGAGGUGAAGAUGGCCAGGUUGAAGAGGAACCCCUUAACAGUGAAGAUGAUGUGAGUGAUGAGGAAGGACAAGAGCUGUUCGAUACAGAGAAUGUUGUCGUAUGCCAGUAUGAUAAGAUCCAUAGAAGUAAAAACAAGUGGAAGUUUCACCUCAAAGAUGGCAUAAUGAAUCUCAAUGGAAGAGAUUAUGUAUUUUCCAAAGCCAUUGGAGAUGCAGAAUGGUAAAGUUUUUAAGACAAAACAAAAAAACUAAGAAAUAAAGAAAAAUCAGAAUGGUUGAGACUUGGACAUAAACUUCAACCAAAACUUGUCUGCACAUCAGAAAAGAACAGUACAAACAACUACCACAACAAAGAUGGAGCGUGGCAACAUAGACACUACUACAAAUGGGCAAGCCAUGGGACUGUAGCAGCUAGCAUUGUCUGGGAUACCUUAGGAAUACCUUAAUUAUAAAUUCUAUAUACAGGUAUCUGCAGCUGGUAAUUAGCAUGUAAGGCUUUGUCUCUCCCUUCCUUCCCCUAGGGUUAAGGUUUUAACAUUUCUUCCACUGAACUGAAGGAACUCUUCCCUUUUGAUAUACUCUUAGUCUGAAAAAAUGCUUGUGUGUACAAAUCUUUGUUUUGAACACUUCCCUUUGGUAGUGAGGGUAGUCAGGAUAUUGUUUGAACUGUGUGCAGGCUUUGUACAGAAGGAUAAGAAUUAAGGUGAUAAAUUUUAAUUAUCUUGUAUAACAAAAAUAUUUUUAAUUCUGCUAUAUUCAUGUAUAAUUUUAACUACCAUUUUUUCUCAGUUCUUCUCCCAUAAAAAAAAUCUCAUUCCUAGCAGUUACAAAAUGUAAAAUGAUUACUUAUAUUUUAAAGCCAUUUCAAUUUGACAUGAAUGACUCUUUUCAAAAGUGCUGAGCACCUGUAGCUCCUCUGAAAAAUCAAACCACUGUAUUAUUUUAAAAUAUAUUCUUGAUGUGUGAAGUGGUUCAGCCUGAUGGAGCUUAGAGGACUGACACUCUGUGGUACUUUUCCUUCAUUUCUUUAAAAGAUUACAAAUGAAAACUCCAGGUAGUCUGGUCUCUUCAUGUAUGCAUUCCUCCAACUGCUUACUACAUGUAUGGCCCAGGCAUCCAGGAAUACAGCUGGACAAAUACUACAGGAAUAACAAAAUUGGAGAAGAAAGGUUUUAUAUUUUAUAGCCAUUUAUAACUUAGCUGAAGUUCUGCUAAUUAGGAAACAGCUUGAUUUUUAAGCAUAAUCAUAUUGACAUGUGAUGCAGGUAACCUGUUUAAAAUCUCAGGUGACAUGCAAUUUUGGUGGUUUUUGUUUAAGAAUGCAUCAAUGAGGAAAUACUUUUGUUUGCUUUAUGUAAGCAAAAAAUUGAAAGAGAGAGCGAGAGGUGGAAAUGCAAAAAUUAGGUCAUAUAGCUAAACGCUAACGUAACUUCACUUGUCCAAAAGUGACAUGUCAUAAAUAGGAAAAGACUUUUGCAAUUUAGGGCAAACACACCUUUUCUUUGUGUGCUGGUUCUGUUUGCAAAUCACGUUUUCCAGAAUAGAGUCCUUGCUUCAGCAAAGAAGAGGGAAUUGGAAUUAUAGAUCAAAUAUUUCCAACAAAGGAAUGAGCGAGCUUUAUGUGGCUCCCCAUUAAAAGACAACUUAAUAAUGUUCUUACUAGCUAUCUGAAAAGCAAGGAAAAAAAGGCACAGGAAGGCAAAUUUAACUAAAAUUAGGGAGAACUGCAGAAGCAGGGACUUUACCCAACUUCUUGGCUUUUGGUUUUGCAAAAUGAAACUUUUUAAAUUGCAAGUGUAUUUAAUUAGCACGGUAUAUUAACUGCCUUCUGUCUCCCCUACCUGUCUUUCUUUACUGACCUCUAAGUGCAUUCAUAGUCUCAGUAGCUUACAAGAAAUUCACAGCACAUUCAUUGCAAGGAAGAAAUCUGAGCAGUUAUAUAUGUUUUUGCACCUGUGGUGUCAUUAAGUAGAACAAAGCUGUCCUUAAUUCACACAUAGAGCCUUAUGUUUAUUAGUAAUCCACCUGGUCUGCAUACAUUAUAAAUGUUAUUAAAGUUCAGUUUCUGGUAUUACUAACCCAUAGUUAAUUAAUGCUGUAAUCAUUUAGGAUACAAAUUUGGCUUUGGACUUCAAGAUCUCUCAUACUAAAUGUUUUUUUUCUUUUUUCUCUGUACAAAGCAGACAUUAUGUGGGUUUAUUUAAUCUACCAUGAUAUUUUUAAAGCAUGAGACUACAGUGAAAUCAAUUACUUAUCAACAAAUUAUUGCCCUUGUUUCUCUCAUGUAUCUUCGAGUAGUGGUGAUGGCUAUCAUGAGAAAAUUCAUGGCCUUUGAAAUUACUGAAAUAUGGAUUUAGAACAAAUCCCACAUAAGGCACAAAUGAACCAAUGAAACUCCUUUAGCGCCAGAUUCCUGUUUAUACUACUGGAACCCAGAUUACUGUACAAGAUAUUUAGUCUCUUCUUACUUUUAGGGUUCUUCACCCACAUGUUUAGAGCAGACAUUGCAUAGCUUUUUAUUUAUUUUAAGGGAUACCACAGCUUAUAGGUGACUUACAUAUAAGUUAUCUUGAAGGACAUUUAGAAACCAUCUGUAUUUGCACAGUGUCUUGUGAGUUAGUUAUGGUAUGCUUGGCAGAUGAAGGUUUUGGUCUUAUAAUACAAGUACCUGUGAAAUCUUCUGAAAGCCAGUCAAACGUAAACAUACCAAACUGUGCUCUUACUGCUACGUCAAGUGUUCCUUUUUUAAAUCAGAAAGCAUGUUUUAAUUUCAUUUUGUUGUAGCAGCUUGCUGUAAGAAAAUAGUUAGCUUAAUUUUAUUAUUCUACUUGAAUUUUAAUCAUGGUUUUAAUGUAAUUGAACAGACCAUUUCAUUAGGUUCCAUAGAAACCAUUCCUUUCAGAGGGCAAGGGAUUCCCAUGUUAGUUUUUAAAUUAUAAUUUUUGAAAGUAGAAAAUAGAUUUUUUUCAUUUAAAUAGUUCAGUAUUAAAAGGCAAUUAACGGUUUUAAGAGGGCUUAUGUUUAGAUUUGCACAGGUAACAGAGCACCUUUUUUGACUUUUAAGAUGGGAAAAAAUGAGUGAUAACUUCAUGGUUAAAAUAUUAACCAUCAGGGCUAAAUGAAAAUUCAGAGCAACUGGACAAAGUUGGGAGUCUUGUGCCUUCUCAAUUUGCAGAUUUUCCUGCUUUGUCAGCAUGAUGAUAGUCGAGGUUUAUCUGAUUCCUGAGACAGUAGAUGUCCUGCAGUGCUUCAAUCAUAAAUAAACAUGUUAGCUCUAAUUAUAUUGGCUUUUUAGUGUGUGCAAUCCUUUAAAAACAUCAAAGUUGAAAAGGAAAAAAUAAUAUGUUGUCUGUUAAGGAGAUAAUAGAGACUUAGUCAAAUACAGAACUUUAUAUUGGACUAUUUAAAUAAAAUUUAUAACUUUAUUCUCUCCCUCUCCCCCAUGUUAGUGGAAAUGUGUGAGGUUUCAUCCAUCUUGUUCCUGCAUUGUAAUUACAAACUACUUUUUGACAUGAGUAAUUUUCCUAGCAACACAUCAUGAUUUCAUAAAUAUAAAGGUUGUGGUCACAUGUUCAUUCUCAGAGGGAUUUGAUUUGGUUCUGAAGUACAGGUGCCGGAAAAGAGCAAAUAACAAAUGAAAUGUGGUAACAGAACUUUAUACAAAUUGUUUGGGAGAGGAGGUUUUAUUUUGUUUUAUUUUUGAAUUGGUGUAAGAGUCAAGUAAAUUUUGCUGAAUUGUAGUUUUGUUUUGUGAAAGUAACUGUAUCAUCCA
Pelodiscus sinensis (Chinese soft-shelled turtle) is the source of this 7601-nucleotide messenger RNA. The record is from RefSeq and is a predicted model, not a curated record. Lineage: Eukaryota; Metazoa; Chordata; Testudines; Trionychidae.